Molecule: messenger RNA, 2944 nt
Organism: Rosa rugosa (rugosa rose)
Lineage: Eukaryota; Viridiplantae; Streptophyta; Magnoliopsida; Rosales; Rosaceae
Product: metal-nicotianamine transporter YSL1
Exons: 8
Coding region: 493-2484 (663 amino acids)
Biological process (GO): seed development; response to iron ion
Cellular component (GO): plasma membrane
Molecular function (GO): oligopeptide transmembrane transporter activity; iron-nicotianamine transmembrane transporter activity
Source: RefSeq, a predicted model, not a curated record
AAUCAAAGAGAAGAAGGGUUAAUGAUAAGGUCAGCAAGUAAAGCCAAUGCCCAUGAUUUAGCCAUUCUUGAAUAAAUAGUACAAGUUGUGAUAAAACAUUGUAUGUAAUCCAUUGCCAUAUCCUAACUUGAAGCACUUUCUGCCAAGUUCUGCUGUCCUAGAACUUCUGAAAAUCCAAAUAAUCAGGCUGGGGACAAGAAAUAAGAGGAUAACAUGUCUACCAUUAUUUGCUGAGCUGUGGGCUAUAUAUAUAUAUUAAGGAAGGCUACAAUAAGAAGACACUGCACCAAUUAUUCUCAUCUUUUCAAUUGUAUAGAUUGAAGAGAAGGAGUAAAAUAGAUAACAAAGACCAAGGUGAGAUCAGGAAUGGAUUCCCUUCUGAUCGUCUUAAUUUCCCAGUCUUGAUUGUAGUUUUCCCUGUUGCUUAGCACAUAAGCUAACUCCAAAAUAGUUAAAAUAAAGUGCAGAUAGUAACAAAAGUGAGAGCUAGCCAUGAACAUGGACUUGGAAGCAAGGGAAAAGAAGGAGAUUGAGAGAGAGGACAUGGAAGAAGAGACCAUUGAAUCCGAUGGUUCACUGGGGAGAAUUGAGGCAUGGACCGAGCAGCUGACAGUAAGAGGAGUCAUUGCAAGCACAGUGAUUGGAACGGUGUACAGUGUGAUAGCCAUGAAGCUAAACCUGACAACUGGGAUUACUCCUAACCUCAAUGUCUCUGCUGCUCUUCUCGCUUUCGUGUUCAUCAGGACAUGGACAAACCUGCUCUCGAAAGCUGGAUAUGUAUCGAAACCCUUCACUAGGCAAGAGAACACUAUGAUACAAACAUGUGCAGUUGCAUGUUAUAGUAUUGCUGUUUCAGGUGGAUUUGGAUCUUAUCUCUUGGGAUUAAACAGGAAGACAUAUGAGUUAUCAGGGGUAAAUACUGAGGGAAACUCUGCAAGUGCUGUAAAGGAACCUGCGCUUGGUUGGAUGACUGGCUUUCUUUUCCUAGUUUGCUUUGUUGGACUUUUUGUCUUAAUUCCUCUUAGGAAGGUAAUGAUAGUGGACUUGAAAUUGACUUAUCCAAGUGGUUUGGCAACUGCUGUUCUUAUCAAUGGUUUCCAUACUCAAGGAGAUAAGAUGGCCAAGAAGCAAGUCCACGGGUUCAUGAAGUACUUUUCGGUCAGCUUCUUAUGGGGAUUUUUCAAGUGGUUUUAUGAGGCCUCAGAAAACUGUGGAUUCUCACAAUUCCCCACAUUCGGAUUGAAAGCUUGGAAAAACACAUUCUACUUUGAUUUUAGCACGACUUUUGUUGGAGCAGGCAUGAUAUGCUCCCAUCUAGUGAACCUGUCUUUGCUACUUGGAGCUGUGCUCUCUUUUGGAGUAAUGUGGCCACUAAUUGGUCAGCUUAAAGGAAAUUGGUUCCCUGAGAGUUUAGAGGAAUAUGAUAUGAAGAGUUUAUAUGGUUACAAGGUAUUUCUAUCUGUUUCUCUAAUCCUUGGUGAUGGUCUUUACAAUUUCAUCAAGAUAAUGUUGUCAACCAUUGUUAAUAUUCAUGACAGAUUGAAAAACAGGAACCUUCCAGAUGAGGAUGGCAAGUUGAAUCCCACUGAAGAGAAGCAAAAUGAAAUAUUUAUAAGAGAAAAAAUUCCAAUGUGGGUUGGAGUUGCUGGAUAUGUUGUCUUCUCCAUCGUUUCUAUUAUAGCGAUCCCCAUGAUGUUCCCCGAACUCAAAUGGUAUUAUGUAGUCGUAGCCUACAUGCUUGCUCCAUCCCUUGCCUUCUGCAAUGCUUAUGGAGCUGGUCUUACUGACAUAAACAUGGCCUACAAUUAUGGAAAAGUUGCUCUUUUUCUGCUAGCGGCAUUAACAGGGAAAGAACACGGCGUGGUGGCAGGGCUAGCUGGAUGUGGUGUCGUAAAAUCGGUUUGUUCCGUGGCUUGUAAUCUGAUGCAAGAUCUCAAGACAGCGCAUCUAACUUUCACCUCUCCUAGAGCAAUGUUUGUGAGCCAAGCCAUUGGCACCCUAAUAGGCUGUUUAACAGCUCCUCUCAGUUUCCUCUUGUUCUACAAGGCAUUUGACGUGGGAAACCCAAAUGGAGAAUUCAAAGCUCCUUAUGCCUUGAUCUACAGAAACAUGGCAAUUCUAGGUGUUGAAGGCUUCUCGGCUCUGCCUCGGCAUUGCGUGCAGCUCUGUUAUGGGUUCUUUGCUUUUGCAGUGAUGGUCAACCUAAUUAGAGAUUUUUCACCGCCAAAGAUUGGGAAGUGGAUGCCGCUACCUAUGGUCAUGGGUGUGCCAUUUCUAGUCGGGGCAUACUUUGCCAUUGAUAUGUUCACGGGGAGUGUUAUCGUAUUUGCAUGGCACAGGCUUGACAGCAAGAAUGCUGGGAUGAUGGUUCCUGUUGUUGCUUCUGGUUUAAUUUGUGGAGAAGGGCUGUGGACUCUUCCUGCUUCAGUUCUUGCUCUGGCCAAAGUAAAACCCCCCAUCUGCAUGAAAUUUUUGGGUUCCUAGAGUAGGCUUUAUAAAUUUGGUCACUGAGAAAUGGGCAAUAACACUAAAGCGAUAUACAUGAAAGGGUAGAAUUGUAUCAAGUUUUUAUCUCAUACUAGACAGUAAUAAAAGUUCACCUUGUCACUAUCCACUUUGGUCGGUGAUUGACCACCACUUAGCACUAUUAAUCAAAAUCUUUUCCAUCUUGUUUGAUGGGGUACACAGUAGUUGAUGCAAUCAAAUUGAUAAAGAAAAAUCGAAGAGAAUGAGUUUGAGAUUUUGGAAUAUCCAUCAACAAGCAAUCCCGAUGAAAUGCAAGUAUUUCGGGGUACAGAUAUGACAUUGGAAAUAGAAAAGGAAGAAGCAAAUGCUAAAUGAACCUUAUCCUAAAAAACCUUCUCUGAUUCUGUAGAUAAAAAUUCUAUUCAACGCGUCCACAGUUUACAAUAUACAUAUUUUAUUUGAACAAGCCGUUGUUGAU